Molecule: messenger RNA, 440 nt
Organism: Nanorana parkeri
Lineage: Eukaryota; Metazoa; Chordata; Amphibia; Anura; Dicroglossidae
Gene: INO80C
Product: INO80 complex subunit C
Exons: 4
Coding region: 3-407 (134 amino acids)
Biological process (GO): chromatin remodeling
Cellular component (GO): Ino80 complex
Source: RefSeq, a predicted model, not a curated record
UGAUGGGUGACUGUAAAGCUGAAGCUGCUGAGGGAACAGCACCUCAGACGGAGACUGCUGGGAAUCCAUUACCAUUUAAACAAGCGCAUUUCCUUCAUUCAGGAAUUGGAGGAGCUGCAGCUGGCAAGAAGAACAGGACCUGGAAGAACCUGAAACAGAUUCUUGCGUUAGAAAGGGCAUUGCCAUGGCAACUAAAUGAUCCGAGCUAUUUUCAUAUUGAUGCGCCACCGUCAUGCAAACCUUCAAAGAAGUAUUCCGAUAUAUCAGGACUUCCUGCCAAUUAUACUGACCCUCAAAGUAAGCUUCGAUUCAGCACAAUUGAAGAAUUCAAUUACAUCAGGAUGCUUCCCACUGAUGUCGUCACUGGAUAUUUGGCACUAAGGAAAGCAACCAGUAUAGUAUCGUGACUAUUUAGAAAAGCCUAAAUCUGGUGACAUUCA